This is a messenger RNA of Torulaspora delbrueckii, 561 nucleotides long. RefSeq names its product Hua1p (gene HUA1). The coding region runs from base 1 to 561 and encodes 186 amino acids. NCBI's taxonomy places the organism in Eukaryota, Fungi, Ascomycota, Saccharomycetes, Saccharomycetales, Saccharomycetaceae. The record is from RefSeq and is a predicted model, not a curated record. The transcript has a single exon. Gene Ontology annotation, cellular component: cytoplasm.
AUGCCUGGAGAUUUACCCACUUACGAAGAAGUACUAAAAGAAGAUGCCCAGCGGGUACAGAGUUCGCAAUCCGCUCCUGCGCCAACUUCCCCACCACCUAGACCCGCUCGACCCGCUAGACCCAGUUCUUCGAAACCUACGGGACAACUACCGAGACCUACGCAUCCAGCAGCUCCUGCACAGCCCAAUCUUCCUUGGAGGUAUCCACACGGAUACCAUUGCAGUAAGUGUAACAAUUCAGGAUACAAAUUGAAGAACGGACGAUCGUGUAAAUCGUGUUGGCGUCGAUUUGCUCCACCAAACAAUUCGAAUAGCGUUCCAGCACUUACCUACGGCAGGUCCUAUCCAUCCAGCUCCUACGGAAUAAGGCCCAUGUUCCAGGGCUCUGCUCCCAUCGCGCAGCCAUAUAACUCAAUGGGACAGCCUAUAGUGGUAUCUCCAGGUGACCCACGGCUUGGAGGAGUUCUAUGUGGUGAAUGUAGAGGUACUGGAAGAGUUACAUUCCUAUUUGAUGAAGAUAUAUGCCCACUUUGUCGAGGUAUUGGAAGAUUAGUGGCUUGA